Messenger RNA from Trichosurus vulpecula (common brushtail), 5127 nucleotides. It is a transcript of the gene UIMC1, whose product is annotated as ubiquitin interaction motif containing 1. The record is from RefSeq and is a predicted model, not a curated record. Lineage: Eukaryota; Metazoa; Chordata; Mammalia; Diprotodontia; Phalangeridae. Gene Ontology annotation, cellular component: BRCA1-A complex. The transcript is spliced from 15 exons. Gene Ontology annotation, biological process: double-strand break repair; positive regulation of DNA repair. Gene Ontology annotation, molecular function: DNA binding; histone binding; K63-linked polyubiquitin modification-dependent protein binding. Bases 252 to 2687 code for a protein of 811 amino acids.
GCCUGCGCACGGUGUUCCGCCUGGAUCCUCCCUCCUGGAGUGUACUGUCUCUAGGAUUCAGGCUGUCUGGUGGGUUACUCCCAACCAGUGUAGUGACUGCCUGAGUGUUAGGGCCGCUGGACCCCCAUCCGCUUUCAGGUUAUCCUGGUGAGGCCGGGGUCACCGGGGGAAGGGCCAGGGUCGCUUCGGGCUUAGGCUGGAAACGGGUUCAGAACGGUCAAGUAACUUGCCCAAACCACUCAGAGUUAAAGAUGCCUCGGAGGAAGAAGAAAGUUGCAGAAACUACUGAAUCUCAGAGAUUGGAGAAGGAGAAUCAAAUUCUCAAAGUAAAGAAGAUGGAAAAUUCAUUCAUUGUCAUAUCUGAUAGUGAUGAGGAACCUGGGGAAGAGAAUGGAUUGCUGAGGACAAGGACAAUGCAGCAGUCGGAUAGAGCAAAGUGUGCGGCCAAAAGAAAAAUUACACAGAUGACAGAAGAUGAACAGUUUGCUUUGGCUCUGAAAAUGAGUGAACAGGAAGCACAGCAAGUGAAUGACCAGGUGGAAGAAGAAGAGGAGCUCUUAAGGAAGGCCAUUGCUGAGAGCCUGAAUAGUUGCCAGCCUUUGGAUUCUUCUGCCACAAGCUCUGCACCUUUGUCCACUGAAAUACCUGCGCAGUACCACCAAGAGAAACCAGUGGUUUCUGAGACUACUGAAAGCUUGUUUCCUUGUCCUGAAUCUCCACACUCAUCUGUCACAUCCCUGUCACAGGGACCUCAUUUUGAACUGACAGAAAUGCCCAAAAGCCCUCUGGUGAUGCUGAAGAGGUUAAGUCAAGAAAUUGUUGAAAGCUCAUUAUUAUCAAGCAUAAUUUUAUCUCAAGAAAAGAGCCAGCCUUCGCUUAAAUCCAGUGAGGUACCUUCCUCACCCGUGUUAAGUGACUCUAGUGAUAAUUCAUCAAGCCCUCCUGGUAAAAAACAGUUUGUCCUGAGUCCCACCUUUUCUCGAGUACCUGUAGGCACAUGGCAACUGGUACCUCGGAAAUUGUUUGCAAACUCAUGUGUUAGCCAAGAAGAGGAGGUCGAGGGAAGAGAGAAGUGUUUGGAUCACAGUGGCAACUUGGAAAUGAAGCCAAUCACUGGCAGUUCGGGAACUGGGGAUAAAUCCAGCCAGCCAAUGCUUGAAAGUAAGAACUCUAACUUUUUUGACAGUGGAACUAGCCAGUGGGCUGAGGAUACAAAGUAUAAACAGCCUGAAAAAAAGAGUAGAUUGGGGUGUGGUUCCCUUGUGGCUACACAAGGGAAAGAAAAGGCAGCUCAACUCUGCCUCCCUAGCACAAUCGAUGUCAAGAGCCUGCAGGAGGAAAUUGGAGGCACUGUGCACUAUUACUGGGGCAUCCCAUUCUGUCCUGUUGGAGUAGACCCUAACCAGUAUACUAAGGUUAUUCUGUGUCAGCUUGAGGUUUAUCAGAAAAGUCUGAAAUUGGCUCAGAGGCAACUUUUUCAGAAAAAAGACUUUGGAGAGCCAAUAUUACCCAGCUCUUAUUCCCUGCUACAAAAGGAGGAUCAUGAUGAAAGAGAGGAACCCCAAGGAGUAAAUGAAGCUAUCACAAAAGAGAUGGGAAAUAACACAGAAACAAGGAGAGAAUCAAAGUCCUCCACCUUGCGGCAAAAAAGUAAGAAUCUCCACAGGAACCCAUUGCAGAGUUUGAAAGAAAAGCCUUUGUUGGAGGACGAACCAACAACCAGUCACCAUCAGAAUUCCCAAGUCCUAUUUGCUGAGGAUACACCUGAAGAGGAUGAAGUUAUGGGGAUUACAUCAAGCCCCACUGCUCUAAGCCUGUUGACCAGUAAGAGAAGCCCGGUCAUUGCCAGGGGAAGCUCUGCAGAAGAAAUCACUGUCUGCCCAGAGACACAACUAAGUCCAUCCGAAGUUCCUGAACUAGAGAGAGAAGAGGAGUGCCUAUCUCCUAAAGAAAGCCCUGUUAAGGCUGCUGUCAAUGAAAAUAUUGAGAAGGAAAUGUCUGCCUCCAUCUUCUCGGCCCAUAUCCAGGUGUCCUGCCCAAUGUGUGACCAGGGUUUUCCGCCCACAGAAAUUGAGCUGCAUGCCAUGUAUUGCAAUGGUUUAGUGGGGGAGGAAAGCAGACACUCUCCAGUGUUGACUCGGAAACGGAAACGGGCCAAGUGUAAGAGUGACAAUGAGAGAGAUAUCCAGCCAUCCCUAGACAUUGACAAGAGUGAGAAAUGUUACCUCUGCAAAUCCCUGGUUCCUUUCAAAGAGUAUCCAAGUCAUGUAGACUUCUGCCUUCAGAUUGCAACGGAUGACCAAGGAAACAAACUGGAAAGAGAUGAUGGACAGCCUUCAGAUUUUGAGGGAAAAGGUGUGAGGCAGAGGAACACAAGGGAAGGGAGUGGGAAUGGAGGCCGACUUCUCAGCUUGUUGGAGCAAUCUGAAUAUAAGUCUGCAGAAACAGAUACGAAGACAGAGUCAUCAGAAGGAGAAGCUUUCAGGUAUCUUCCCUCAGAGAUGGAGAAGGCAGAUGGUAGCAGAGGAGACCAGAGCUCCUUUAACUCGGAUGACUCUCCCAUCAAGGCUUUUGUUUCUAUUUCCGAAGCCAAGGAUUGCCUGGUGGACUUUAAAAAGCAACUUUCCGUUCGACCAGGUGGUCGGAAACGGACCAAAGCGAGCAGAGGAAAGAGGAGAAAGUCUUGAGCUUCUUACAAUGGAAGGCUGACAGAUCCCUGGAAGAAAUAUGUGGCUGGACUUCUUUCAGCAGGCCCUCUGCUUAUUCUGUCUUUACCCAUUGGUUAGGGUCAGGCCAUACCAUUGUCAUUAUCAGUACAACUACGCAGUCUUUAAAAAAAUAUUUUCUAUGAUCUGUAUAGGGAAACAGUGUAUAGAAUUUGUGUUUUCUAAUUGAUUGUUUGAAAUUGCUUAUAGUUCAAAGAAAAUUUAAAUAUAUUUAUGUAUGUUUAUAUGAAACUCUGAAGCAAUAAGAUGUUCCUUUCUUUCUUUUCUUUUUGGUUCCCAGUGUCAGACAUACCAGUUUUGGAGAUAAGGAAUUACAGAUCAUGUAUUUCAGAAUUAAGUGCAUCAUUGGCUUUAGGUGUGUCCCCAGUGUUCUUCUUGAUCUUCGGUCGUUAGUGUGCGUUGUACGUUCCCAGGCAGUCUCUGUGGUCACUCCCUUGAACUUUUCAGUUCUUUUUCUCCCCUGAGCUUCAUUCCAAGAAGCUCCAUCUUUCUGCAAUAUUCUUUCAUCUACCUGAAGAUUCCUGGCCUCGUUCUACAGUCCACAUACCAGACACAGUUCUAGGUGGCCAAUAAACUCCUGUUAGACAAAGCAUUUUCCCUUCACAACGUAGCCAGUGGGAAUGUCAGGUGUAACCUCUUGGUUAGAAAUUAGUUAGCUCAGCUCUUAUUAACGCCAGAGGUAACAGAAGCAGCAGAGAGCAUCUCUGAUUUCAUGGUGAGUUGCACCAUUGGGUGCUUCCAGUAUAGAGCAGAGAUGUGGCCCAAACUUUAUCCAAUAUCCUAGUAGGAUUUAGGCUUCUAAAGAUGAUAAAACAUAAUGCAAUAGGAAAGGAAGAUGUGCAAGGUAUAUGAGAGAGACGAAGCUGGGUAUAAUGGAGAGAGUACUCGCUGGACUUGGAAUCAGGGGGCCUGGUUUUAAAUCUUGGCUCUGCUUAAUACCUAGGUGACCUUGGGAAAGUCAUUAACUUUAGGCCUCAGUUUCCUUACCUUUAGCAUGAGGGGUUUGGACUACAAUAAUCUUUCUUCCAGCACUAAAUCCUAUGAUUCUUCUGUAAGAUUCUUUGUGGCAAUAAAUCCCAUGAUUCAAUUGAUAAGAAAUAUUGACAGAGAGCUAGGUUUGGUCAGAGCCUCUUUGAAAGUACACCAGGAAGGUAAAGGAGGUGGCAGCUGGCUGAGAAGGGACCUUUGACUAGGGAAGCCUCAGCUAAGUUUCCUCUUACUUCUACUUUUGAAGUCCAAAAUUUUUGUUUUUGAGAACUGGAGGGUAAUGUUUGUUGCUUCUGGGAGGGGUUUGGUCUAGAUUUCCAAAGGCGCCUGAGGUAAGAGGUAAAAUUCAGGUCUAAGUUCUGGUUGAAACAACCCCAUACUGUUUUGUUCAGGGUAUGGAGUGCUGCUUCAUAGUUUUUACUCUUUUUAAAGAAGAUGGGAGAUAAGGAAACAUGAGCCUGGUCCUUUCUUGGUGAAAGAAGGCAAGACUAUGGGGCAACCUAAAUGUUUGCUGUCACUCUUGCUCCUUCCAAAAUGCUCCUUCACAUCCCCAAGGGGGCAGCAGGCUGACAUUGGCACCACUUGCUGGGGGUAUCAUGACCUGUGCCAAACAGUCAUUCUAUACUCACGAGAGGGAGACCCCUCUACUCUUCAGUGCUGAGAAAAAUGUUGUGUUUAGAUGCUUUUGCUUCUUUACCUGUUUUCCUUCUAAUGAAAAGCAGUUUAUCAGUUAUGCACCAUCAGCUUGACUCAUGCUAGUUUUCCCUCUCAUUAAAUGGCAACUUAUUGAAGGUAGAUCUCCAUAAACAGGGGAUAUGGUAUUUAUAUCUUUGUCUAAAGAUUAAGGAAGCAAAGAGCUGAUCCUGGAGCAGGAAUUACUUUUCCUUAAGGUUGAGCAGUCACCAUGCAAGUUUUGGUCAAUUGAAGGAGGAUAGAGAUUGGAGCCCAGUAAUCUCAUGAAUUCACUAACAGGAAGUCAGGGUGUUUUGUUUUUUACUUUGGAAGGAGGCUUCCUCUUGAUAUUUAUUUUUUAGGGUUAGAGAAUAAAUCUUUCUCUCCCAGUUUCAGUCUUACUCUAGAAUCUCCCCCAGCACCUGGGGCCUUCUUAGCCUGAAACACCUCAUUGGUGAGUUCCUCCUGGGGCCUCUGUUUUGGGGAUGAUCCCAGGCUGGCCAAUCUUCAUUUCCUUCCUGGCUCUGCUUCUGACUUUCCAGACUUAAACACCACCUGCCUGUGCCAGGUACUUUCACCUCUCUUCCACCUUUGCAGCUUUCUUUUGUAUGCUGUCUUCUCCCAUUAGAUUGUAAGCUCCCUGAGGGCAAGGGCUCUUUUUUGCUUAUAUUUAUUUGUAUCCCUAGAGCUUAGCCUAGUGCCUAACACAAAACAAAUGCUUAAUAAAUGAUUGUCUCCUUGC